Acaulospora colombiana is the source of this 1320-nucleotide messenger RNA. The record is from the annotation of a GenBank genome assembly. NCBI's taxonomy places the organism in Eukaryota, Fungi, Glomeromycota, Glomeromycetes, Diversisporales, Acaulosporaceae.
AUGCGGUCGUUUAAUCAAUAUUUAUACUUUUUUAUAGCUUCAACAUUGUUGAACCUCUUCAUCAUACCCUAUACAUCUGCUACCUCAAAUGCUAUUAGCACCGCACCAUUCGACGUCCCGCAAUAUUGGACGAACACAAACUUCCUCCGUGUGAUAGACUUGACGACGCAUGUCUCGAGGGAAACGACGACGAUCGCUGCGAAAAAUGUUCAUAGCGAACCACUAGGUGAGUACUAUUUUCCGAUAAAGGAAAGUCUUGACGAACACUUAUCCUAUAUCGAGGCCAGUGAGAAAAGAGCCAAUAAAGUCUUUGAGGUUACGAAGGCUGAGUUUGACUCGUUAAAGAUCCAAUUCUAUAAAAUUACCUUCGAUCGUCUCAUCAAUCCAAAUGAGAAGAUUGUGUUGGUUGUGAAAACGGCUUUCACUCACAUAUUGACUCCGUAUCCGCUCGAAAUCGCCCAGACCGGGAGACAAAAUUUGUUGUAUCGCGGAAGCAUUUAUGGAAAUAGUGCGUAUUUCACUGAACAACAGAAAACCAAUAUAAAACUCCCUACCGCCAACGUAAUUAGUUACACCGAAAAACCUGGACCCGUGAGUCUUAACGGAAACACGAUAACAUAUGGACCCUUUUUGGAUGUAAAGCCCAGUGCUUCGGGCGAACUAUCAGUACACUACGAAUUUCAACAGGCUUUAUUAACGGUCAAGGGUUUAAGGCGCGAUUUGGAAAUUAGCCACUGGGGUGGUAAUCUGGCAGUUGAGGAACACUAUAAUUUAACCCAUGAUGGUGCAAGAGAUGAAAUUGGUAAUGUAUCGACCUCCCGUUUACGAAGCGAGUGGGAUAAGACUGUCAUGGAGUUCAGGCCGCGUUAUCCACUUUUUGGUGGAUGGAACUAUACAUGGAAUUAUGGGUAUAACGUACUUCUGGGUGACUUUUUGGGUUACAACCGGCAGAACGGAAGAUACAUUCUUAAUAUACCUUUCAUUAAUCCGCUUCAUAACGCGGUCUAUGAUAAAGUGCAAAUUAGAAUUAUUUUACCGGAGGGUGCAAGUAACGUCAAGGUCGAAACGCCGUUUCCUGUUAAUAAAGAAACCCACACUGUCUUCAAAACGUAUUUUGACAGCAAGGGGAGAUACCUCGUUGUUCUUGACAAGUACAAUGUGGUUGCUGAACAUGCGGUGCCUUUACAGGUCUCAUAUGAAUAUGGUUCCCUAGAAUUGUUGAGAAAGCCAUUGGUUGCCUCAACAUUCUUUUUCUGUGGUUUCUUGCUGAGUAUUAUAUAUUCUAGGAUGGAAUUUAGCAUAAAAAAGAAAUCGGUAUAA